Molecule: messenger RNA, 2926 nt
Organism: Pantherophis guttatus
Lineage: Eukaryota; Metazoa; Chordata; Lepidosauria; Squamata; Colubridae
Source: RefSeq, a predicted model, not a curated record
AAGCGGCCCAGGAGGUCCCGGGCGCCCCGUGAGCCCCAGGCGGGGAGGCGGCUGCCCAAGAGCCGUCAGGCGCUCCGGGCCGUUCCGGGUGGGCCAGCGCAUCUCCCUCCAGGAUGGCGCCCGGCCUUCGAGGAAGGAGCCGGCCAGCUGCAAUGGGACCCGCAGGGAGCCCCCGAGACGCCGCCAGGGCCAGGAGGGAGGCGGGAGGCGGGAGGCGGGAGGAGGAGGGCGCGUCGGAGUCUGGCCCACAUCGCCGCCGGCGCAGAAGGACCGAAGGGGCCGGGAUUCCGGGGCUCGCCCCGUACGGAGGCUGCUGCCCUAGGCAGUCGACGUGGGGGAUCCCACAGAAGCCGGCGGGGUCCUUGGCCGCCUCGCAGAGCGCCGAGAGGGAGAGGCCUCCUUGUUCCCCAUCUGCUGCGGUGGAGAGCCGGGAAGGGCCGUGACAGGCUGGAGGACGGAUGAUCGGAGACCAGGAAUGGAAGGAAGCUUAGGAGGAACUCGGUGGGAGGCGCAGGGCUGGCUGAAGAGCGUUCUGAGGCCCAGGUGUCCACCUGAAGGGCCACCGGGCGGAAUAGCUGUGGAAGUAGGCAUUCCAGCAAGAAACUGUCUCGCGUCAGAAGCCUCCUGGGCGCAAUCGCUCAUGUCCGCUCAAUACCGUCCAGUUGCUGAAUUUGCCCAUUUACUGAAUUUCCAGUCUGAGUGAAGUCAGUUGGGCAGUCGGCCUCCCUUGGAAGAGCUCAGGUCUUCUCUGCAGGCAUCAAGGGUCCUUGGGUUCAAUUCCAUCCCAGGCCACCAGGAGGUAUGAGGGACCCCCAGGGCCGCCUGGUCACAGCUGCCGCCGAUUUCACCCCCUGACCCAUAGUAGAAUUACCUAAGGAUACUGCCCUGCCACAUCGGCCCCGCUGCUGCCCCCCAAGAGUGCGAGCCAGCUAAUGAGGCUUGAGGUGUGGAUGUUCUGCUUCUGGAGAUGGGGAGGGGCUCCACUGGGAGAGCGGGUGGGCAUCCCCUUUGGGAGCCUGGAGGGCAGUGGAAAGCCAGGCGGUUCUUCAGUGCCCGCAUUGUGAGGUAACCAGGGGGUCACAAAGGGCAGAGCUGCCAGGGGCUUCUAGCCCUGGAACGCUGGGAAGCGUCACCCGGAGGGCUUGCCUGGGCCCACACACCAGAGCCUGGACCAAGUGAGACCCAGGGGUGGAAGUGGGGAAUCUGCCAUUCCCGCUCUGCUCUCCUCCCUCAUGCAGAUUGGGCUCGUCAACUGGACGGGGGGGUAUCUCACCUGCGAGUGCUAUGGGGAUGAUGUCAGUGUCUUGGGGAGCUCGCUGGGAAAGAAACAGACCUGGAAGCUGAGGGUGACCACAGAGCAAGGGAAGCAGGACGUGGUGGCACUGGUUGGGCAUCAAGGGCAGUACCUCCUGGUGGAAACAGAUGGUACGGUGCGUUGUGGACGGCCGGUGGCUGAGAAGCAAAGCCGGUUUCUGCUGGAGGUCCAUCCGAGUGGGGCCUGGACCCUCCAGCAGCUGGAGAGCCAGAAGUUCCUGGAGUCUGAUGGUGAGGACGUGUUCUGUGUGGCCCGAGGCCUGACCGCUCACCACCUGUGGAUGCCCCAGCUGGCUGAGCACGUGCACGUGGUCCUCUUCAACCCCAGCAGCCAGCUCUACGCCCGGACUGACCCGGAACUGAAUCGGGUCUGGGUGGAUGCUCCCGUGCCCUAUCUGGAGGAAUGCAGCUUCCUCCUGCGGUUCAGGAAGGGGACCUGCCACUUGGAGACUUCCACCCAUAAGUUUGUCUCCAGAUCAGAGAAGCUGGCCACGAUGCCCUCCACGGAGACGGCCUUUCACCUGAACCUGAAGCCCGGUUGCCUGGCCUUCCUCACAGACAUGGAGGGUCACGUCUUAUACCCGCAGGGCAGCCGGGGGCUCCUCUGCCUUGGGGACCACCCAGAGGAGAACGAGGAGUGGUUUGUCAUCAAGCGGUGCCCACCGUGGGUCAGUCUGAGGACAAGAGCCAAUAGAUUCGUCAGCAUCAUUUCUGACUCCGAAGUCUACGCUGGUCCUAAGAAGCUGAGCCCAAUGUCCACGUUCCUCUUUGAAAUGGACUCCAUCACACAAACGGUGCAGUUAAAAGGUGUCCAUCACAAGUACCUGGCUCAGAGACCCUUCCGGUGCGUGCUGGCCAACGGGGCAGCCAAGGAGGCAGAGACCAGGUUCCAGGUCCUCUGGCAUUAUGGGAGGGUCUUCCUGAGAGCUCCUGGGGGUCGCUACCUGGGAACCCUGCCAGUGGGGCUGCUGGUAGCUCGAGCCACGCACCCAGGGCCCAACGAAGAGUUUGUGCUGCGCUUUGCCAAUCGCUCCUUCCUGGUGCUGCGUGGGCACUACGGCUACGUGGGCAGCUCCCCCUGCCGAGAGACCCUGCAGGGCAACCUUCUGGAGCCGGAGCCUGUGGAGAUCCUGCCUUGCAAGCAUGGCGUCUACCACCUUCAAAGCCGAGGAAAGAGCUUUUGGUCCCUGACCCCAGAAAGGACCUUCAGUCCGUGGGGGAAGUUUGCCUUGAACUUCUACCUGGAGAUCCAGGGGAACAACCUGCUGGCCAUCAUAGCCCCCAAUGGCUACUACGUGCGUGGAGACCGGGGCGGUUGCCUGGUGGCUGACAGUGAGGAGAUUGCCCAAGACUGUCUUUGGGAGUUCUAGCCUAGGAAAGGCCUUGUCUGAAAGAAGUGCCCCUGCCGAGCGGCUGUCUGGACACACUCUCUAGGGCGCUCCGCCAUUAUUUGUCCAGAUGCUUCAGUGGAGGCUGCCCGGUGGCUGAGGAGGAGCUUGUUGCUCUCCCCAUGAGCCAAAGGGGUCCCUCCACUCGCCUCCGAAAUCCCGUGGGGAGCCACUUGUGAGCUCUUUGCACCAAUGAAGUAGCUUCAUCCCUUUUGGGCCCCUGC